GCUCACAGCCGACUUUGCGCGGCCAAGACCAUGUAUGGCAUUAGCGAAGAUCGGCCUUACAGCAAGCGUGAGGAGUGGAAGGAUGUGACACCAGUGCCCCAGAAAGAUGGUCCACACCCUUUGGCUGUCAUCAAGUACCCGCCCGGUUUCGAGGAGGUGCAUGGAUACUUUCGUGCCAUUCAGCAGCGCAAUGAAACGAGCUUGCGAGCUCUUAGCUUGACUGCCGAUGUCAUCGAGAACAACUCUGCCAACUACACUGCCUGGUACUACCGCAGACGCUGCCUCAAGGAGCUUGACAGUGAUUUGGAUGAAGAGCGGGUCUUCACAAACAAGUGGGCCACAGACUGUCCAAAGAACUACCAGGUGUGGUAUCAUCGGCGGUGGCUGAUAUCCGAAAUUGCGGAGCGAAAGCGCAAAGAAGCGGGCGCAGAGGCUGAUAAACACAUCCAGCUUCUAGCACGGCAAGAACUCGAAUAUCAUUUGGAUUGCAUGCAAGUCAACAGCGACUACAAAAACUACAAUGGCUGGUCACAUCGGCAGUUCAUUUUGCAGCACUUCAACCUGUGGCAUGAAGAGCUUCCUUUCGUGGAGCGAUUAUUGUCUGAAGACAUCCGGAAUAAUUCAGCUUGGAACCACAGGUAUACCGUGGUGCGCAACCAAUCGUGGCCUUUGAGUGACGAAAUCCGCAAGAGGGAGAUCAAGUUCGCCAUGGAUGCCAUCAGGGCCUGUGCGAACAACGAAUGUGCCUGGAACUACCUCUCCGCCUUCCUGGGCGAAGGGAAUUGCAAGGUGCCAUGGACAGCAGAGCCGGAGGUGGAAGUGCUGUGUCGCGAGGUCAUUGACGUCGCCGCGCAGCACGGCACCUGCCGCAUGGCCUUGCAAGCGAUGGCCAGCAUCAACGAGGCCAAAGGUGACGUCCAGGCAGCUGCUGCGCUCUACAGCCAACUGGAAGAAGUUGACCGCAUCCGAGCAAAGUAUUGGGCCUGGCGAGCCAGCCUUUUGGGUGCAGUCUGAGAGGGGUUCGAGCGGGCCGAGUCUCCGCCGAACAGAAAAACAAGACCGCCGCAGCAAGUCAGCAAC
Effrenium voratum is the source of this 1080-nucleotide messenger RNA. NCBI's taxonomy places the organism in Eukaryota, Dinophyceae, Suessiales, Symbiodiniaceae. The record is from the annotation of a GenBank genome assembly.